Messenger RNA from Cucumis sativus (cucumber), 2623 nucleotides. Its product is annotated as beta-galactosidase 17. Gene Ontology annotation, cellular component: vacuole. The transcript has 19 exons. Bases 106 to 2265 code for a protein of 719 amino acids. NCBI's taxonomy places the organism in Eukaryota, Viridiplantae, Streptophyta, Magnoliopsida, Cucurbitales, Cucurbitaceae. Gene Ontology annotation, biological process: carbohydrate metabolic process. Gene Ontology annotation, molecular function: beta-galactosidase activity. The record is from RefSeq and is a predicted model, not a curated record.
GACAGUUAGAACGACAAAUGCGUAAGAAGAAAGAACAAAAAUAAUUAGGAGCAAAUGUAACCAAGAAAGGAAGAAGAAGAAGAAAAAGUUUUUGAACUUCGUUGAAUGAAUUACAGUUCGAAGCUUUCAUCCAUGGCCAAGAGACGGCACCUGAUGCCUUCCCUUUUCUUCCUCCUCCUCAUCUUCCUUACAGUUCUUGGAGUGAUCGUUCCAGUCUUUGCUCUUCUUCCUUCAUUACAUUCUCACUCCCAUCCUCUCUUCCGCCAUCACCAUCAUCGUUCCAACUUCAACAAGGUUCAUACUAGAAAGUUUGAGAUUGAUGAUGACAUGUUCUGGAAAGAUGGUAAACCAUUCCAGAUUAUUGGUGGUGACCUGCAUUAUUUCAGAACUCUUCCUGAGUACUGGGAAGAUAGACUGCUUAGAGCAAAGGCAUUGGGAUUAAACACGAUCCAAACUUACAUUCCCUGGAAUCUGCAUGAACCAAAACCUGGAAAUUUCACAUUUAAUGGGAUUGCAAACAUAGUGUCGUUUAUCCAACUCUGUCAGAAGCUAGAUUUUCUAGUUUUGCUCCGGCCAGGGCCUUAUAUAUGUGCAGAGUGGGACCUUGGGGGUUUUCCUGCUUGGUUGCUUAGCAAAAUGCCAGCUUCUAGGCUAAGAUCCUCGGAUCCUGGUUACCUCCAAUGGGUUGAAAGAUGGUGGGGGAUUAUUCUUCCGAAAGUAGCUCCCCUUCUUUACAAUAAUGGAGGCCCUAUAAUAAUGGUCCAGAUUGAAAAUGAAUUUGGCUCAUAUGGAGACGAUCAAGCUUACCUUCACCAUUUGGUUGCGUUGGCAAGAGGUUACCUUGGGGAUGAAAUAAUAUUGUAUACUACGGAUGGAGGUACUAGGGAAACUCUUGAGAAAGGAACCAUUCGUGGCAAUGCUGUGUUCUCGGCUGUUGACUUUUCAACCGGUGAAAGACCUUGGCCUAUUUUUAAUUUACAGAAGGAGUUCAACCCCCCUGGAAAGUCUCCACCUCUUACUGCAGAGUUCUACACGGGCUGGCUUACACAUUGGGGAGAAAAUAUUGCAACAACUGAUGCCAACUCUACGGCAGCUGCCUUGAAUGAAAUUUUGGCAGGGAAAGGGUCUGCUGUGCUUUAUAUGGCUCAUGGUGGAACAAAUUUUGGAUUCUAUAAUGGAGCGAAUACUGGUAAUGAUGUAUUGGAUUACAAGCCUGAUCUUACUUCGUAUGAUUAUGAUGCACCAAUUAAGGAAUCUGGUGACGUUGACAAUGCUAAAUAUGAAGCAAUUCGAAGGGUUAUACAGCACUACAGCGGAGCGCUGAUUCCUUCCGUUCCUUCUAACAAUGAAAAGAUAGGUUAUGGACCAAUUCAGUUGCAGAAAGUUGCAUUUUUGUUUGAUCUAAUCCAUAUGAUGGAUCCAGUUGAUGUGGCUGUAUCUGAAGAACCACUAUCAAUGGAAUCUAUGGAUCAGAGCUUUGGAUUUCUGUUAUAUACGACCGAAUAUGUGGCCAAGGAUAAUGAAGAUGGACACGUUUUAUUUAUACCAGAGGUGCAUGAUCGAGCACAAGUGUUCCUCUCUUGCUCUUCUAAAAACAAGGGUGUGCGGCCAACUUCGGUCGGCAUUAUUGAAAGAUGGUCAAACCGGCGUCUUAAUCUGCCAAAUACGAGAUGUGACUCAAAUACUUUAUACAUUUUGGUUGAAAACAUGGGUCGCAUAAACUAUGGACGUUACUUAUUUGACAGGAAGGGUAUCUUAUCAUCUGUUUACUUGGACAACAAUGUUCUACAUGGAUGGAAAAUGAUCCCAUUGCCUUUCAACAACCUGAAUGAAAUUCCAAGAGUCGAUUUCUUCUCUCAGAUUGCACAUUCUAGACUCAACAAAAUCAUAGCAAAGAGAGGUUUAGAAGCCAAGUUUGGUAACAUCUCGGGCGAACCGAUACUAUACAGUGGUUACUUUUAUGUCGACAAAGCGAACCUCAGAAAAGAUACAUACUUGUCAUUUGGUGGCUGGACUAAAGGGAUUGCAUUCAUUAACGAAUUUAAUCUUGGAAGAUUUUGGCCGGUUGUAGGGCCACAAUGCAACCUAUAUGUUCCUGCUCCAAUUCUUCGGCUCGGGAAGAAUGUACUGGUCAUACUUGAGUUAGAAUCUCCAAAUCGUGAUACUGUCGUACAUUCUGUUGAUCGGCCAGACUUCACUUGUGGUUCUUCCAAGUCCAACUUAUCUCAGCAGCUUUUAAGCCACCAACAUUCUGUGGGCCUUUGAAUUUGAUAUGAAGGCACAACCUUAAAUCAGCCAUCUAAACUGAGUGAAAUGAGUGAUGAAUACCUUAUGAUUUGUUUGUAAUGGGGAUUAUAUCAAGUUCAAGAGCAAGUUGUUUUUCAUAUUCAAAAGGUAAAAACUUUUUACGGUUAUUGAGGAAUCCAGGAAGGCUGAAAACUAUCUUCUUGAAGAAUUUAUAACCUUGAAUUCUGAAAUUUAGGGUCUUUUUUUAAAAGAAAACUUCAGGUGAUGAAGAAACAAAAAUAGCGCAUGAAACAGAGAACUCCCAGACGACAGUAGACUAUUUUAGGAGUUCUUGACAAGCGUUUUUGAAGAUGAAGUGUAUGGAUGAGUUUCAUCA